Messenger RNA from Westerdykella ornata, 1179 nucleotides. RefSeq names its product inositolphosphorylceramide-B C-26 hydroxylase. Bases 1 to 1179 code for a protein of 392 amino acids. The transcript has 2 exons. Lineage: Eukaryota; Fungi; Ascomycota; Dothideomycetes; Pleosporales; Sporormiaceae. Gene Ontology annotation, cellular component: membrane; endoplasmic reticulum. The record is from RefSeq and is a predicted model, not a curated record. Gene Ontology annotation, biological process: fatty acid metabolic process; lipid biosynthetic process. Gene Ontology annotation, molecular function: fatty acid 2-hydroxylase activity; iron ion binding; heme binding.
AUGCCUGCCCGAACCCUCCCUACCAUCACUCUGGCCGACAUCAGGGCGCACAAUUCGGAGAAGUCAUGUUAUGUCACGAUCGGCACCAAGGUUUACGAUGUGACUUCGUUCCUCGACGAUCACCCCGGCGGCUCGGACCUGAUUCUCGACUACGCAGGCAAGGAUGUCGGCAAGAUCAUGCAGGAUGUGGUUUCGCACCCGCACUCGGAGGCUGCGUACGAGAUUCUAGAUGAGUGCCUGAUUGGGUUGGUGCCGAGCGAGGAGAUUCUGGACGCGGCGGCGAAGAGCGGGAAGCCGGCAGAGAUAGUGCCUUUGCCAGCGUCGAAGGAAGGAAAGGAAGAGUUGGAGAAUGGGGGACUGGAAGGGAAGGUGGUGUAUGCGGCGACGGGCAUGUCAAGCGAGGAGGAUCUUUCAAAAGAGACGGAUCCCGCGGCGGAUUAUAAGACGCACAAGUUCUUGGAUCUCUCGAAGCCAUUGUUUCCGCAAGUGUGGUAUGGCGGGUUCAGCAAGGACUUUUAUCUCGAGCAGGUGCAUCGUCCGAGGCAUUAUAAGGGGGGAGAAUCAGCACCGCUGUUUGGGAAUUUCCUGGAGCCAUUGACUAAGACGGCAUGGUGGGUGGUGCCUUUGAUAUGGCUACCGCCGGUGGCAUAUGGGACCGUUUUAGGGGUGUCCGGGCUCGGUGUGCCGGUUACGGCAGCAUACUGGGUGACGGGAUUGUGCAUCUGGACGUUGGUGGAGUAUAUCCUACAUCGAUUCCUCUUCCAUUUGGACGAAUACCUCCCCGACAACCGCGUCGGAAUCACCCUCCACUUCCUCCUCCAUGGCAUCCACCACUACCUCCCCAUGGACCGCUACCGACUCGUCAUGCCGCCCACCCUCUUCCUCGUCCUCGCCACGCCCUUCUGGAAACUCGCCCACACCGUCUUCUUCUACAACUGGUACGCCGCCACCAGCGUCUUCUGCGGCGGCAUCUUCGGCUACGUCUGCUACGACCUGACGCACUACUUCCUGCACCACCGCAACCUGCCGGCCUGGUACCGUCAGCUCAAGAAGUACCACCUCAAGCACCAUUUUGCGGAUUACCAGAAUGGGUUCGGGGUCACGAGCAGGUUCUGGGAUUGGGUGUUCAACACGGAGUUGGAGAUGGGGCCGAAGCCGAAGGUUGUGAAGGCCGCGUAG